This is a messenger RNA of Solea senegalensis (Senegalese sole), 3138 nucleotides long. Its product is annotated as V-set domain-containing T-cell activation inhibitor 1-like. Bases 179 to 1432 code for a protein of 417 amino acids. Gene Ontology annotation, biological process: cellular response to lipopolysaccharide; positive regulation of T cell proliferation; cell surface receptor signaling pathway. NCBI's taxonomy places the organism in Eukaryota, Metazoa, Chordata, Actinopteri, Pleuronectiformes, Soleidae. The transcript has 8 exons. The record is from RefSeq and is a predicted model, not a curated record. Gene Ontology annotation, cellular component: external side of plasma membrane.
AAAUAACCUGUUGAGCCAGUCAAACGAACAGCUCAGUCUCUCAGGAGGAGGCACACUCGGCUCUUCCUCCGCUCUUCACUUCUUCCUCUUUCUACUGAAUUACAGCUCAACUGCGAGAGAGAUCCAGGGAAGAAGAAGUAUGGACUGAGUGUGUGUGUGUUGAGAGAGAAAGAGCGUCAUGUCAGCGACACACACCUUGGCCUGUUUCCUGCUGUGGAUCAGCUUUGCCUCGCAGGACAAAACCCCAGACAUCACGGUGACGUGCUUUGUGUCAGAAGAGUGCGUGCUGCCCUGCAGCUUCACGCCCGGCGGCGAGGAGACCGUUGAGUGGUUCAGGCAGGACGUGGCGGUGUACAAGUUUGAGCAGAACGAAAAUGACGACGACGGCGACACCAAGCGCAGCAGCGAGGAGGACUCGGACGACAAGCAGCUCGCAGCGCGCGCGUCUGUUUCCACGCACCUGAUUUCCCAGGGCAACGCCACCCUGAUCGUCAGGAGGAGCGGCCUCAAGGACAGAGGCACGUACAGGUGUCAUGUGCGCACGUCGACCGGCGAACAUGAAGCCAAAGUGAUCCUGAAGGUCAAAGCACCCAUCCGAGGCGUGCACAUGGAGCUGACGAGGCUGAGCGGCUACGAGGAGAUGAAGUGCACUGUGCGCGACGUCUUCCCCGCUCCCCGCGUGACCUGGGCGACUGAACCGGCCACGUUCGAGGACCUGCGGCCGGUCACGCGCAUGCUGGCCGACAAACGGGGGCUGUACACGGUGGACAGCCGCCUCAGAUUGUUGAACGGUCAGCCUGACCUCGUCUACAUCUGCAAAGUCACCACCUCGUACGGCGGCCCAGUGUGGACGACCUCCCUCAAAGAAAGAGAAAUUAAAGGAGCUCAGGGAAGAGAUCUGACCAUCCCCUGCUCCGCCCCUUCUUACCUGAGCAGCCCCUCCCUGGAGUGGAGCUUCUCCGAUGGCGAGGACCCCACCCACAUCCUCAGCUACGACGGCCACUCGGGCCGCAGCACCUCCGUGCCGCUCUGGGAGGGACACGUGGAGCUGGACGGCUACAAGGUCCCGUUUGGAGACGGUUCUCUGCGGCUGAUGGACCCCAAGCACGCGGAGCACUCGGGCAGCUACGUCUGCAAGUUCCUGACGCCGUUCAAAACGCACACGGAGCGCACCAACGUCAUCAUCGACGAUCCUGUCGGUCAGAGAAGCACAGCAGCAAAACCGUCUCAUUGGUGGGUUUUCGGUCUGGUGAUCGCAGGACUCAUCCUUGCUCUGGCGGGAAUGUUGGCCUACAUGAAGCUCAAAGGCUCAGGAAAGAAGCCCAAAAACGACCCCGAAGAGGUCACCGAGCUUCACUCAGUCAGAGAGCCGAGAGCGGACGCUUGUCUGAACCUGAGCGGCGUCAGCACCAAAGAAGCGGCGCUCCGCUAACCUGAGAGCAAACAGAAACCAGCAGCAGCGAGAGACUAACACCAUACUAACACCACAAACACUGAAGAGCAACGCAGAGCCCUUUUUUUAUGAAUAUACUGAAUUAUACCAUGCUAUAAACUACGACUUUGACUACUUUGGUAUUUUUGAAUGUUUUUAAACUUUGAAACCCUGACAAACGUCGUCAUGAAGGGUUCGUUUUGAACCCGGUCAAACCAAGUCCAUCUAUCUUUUGCCCUUUGAGGGUUGUCGGGGGGAGGUGGAGCUAAAUCCAGCCGACACUGGACGGAGGCAGAGUUUGAGAACCUUUCACAAAAGCUAUAUUCAUCGACAAACAACCGAUCGCAUGCACGUCAAAGAGUCUCCAGGUAAAGACUCGAAGUUAUUUCAGUGUCUGACUGACGGAGGCAAAGAGGUAGCACAAGAGCACCGCUGCACAAGUAAAGCAAGACAUCAGCAACAGAAACUGGGUGUUACGCAGUUGGCACCAAUUUUUGACUUUUUGGGCAACAAAGGUUGGUGGUGGUAGCACAAGAUCGCCCAGGGCAUGAUGACGUGAAGGUGGUUCCUCCUGCGACAGAACCAACAUUCAGGAGUGUUAACCUCACCUACAUCUGGAGGUCCACCGGGAUUUAGACCGAGAUCCCAAGCUCUUCCGUACCAUUCCGUACCACCCAUUUACUUUUAUGUCACUACCCUACAUGCAUCCGUGCGUCUUUUGCAUUGGCAUGGAUGCAACACUUGUACACUGUAACACAAUCUAAGACAUCCAUUAAUAGGGAACAUCACUCCUUGGUGUUUUGCCGAUGAAGAGCGACAUUUUCAGUAUUUGUUUGUCCGCCAUGACUUCUGACAACGUCACCCAACAUCUCCUCGAAUUAAAGAUACGGCACCUCACAGCGAGCCAGUGAGUGAAGCUCGGCGCCUGCGGUCACCCUCCAUUCUCUGGCUGCAGGGAUAAGCCAACAAGUCCUGGUAGUUUUUCCUGACUGAUUGGACUAUUGACUCAAUACUGCCCCCGCGAUGCCCGGUGGCAACUGUUUGAAAGCUCCCCUGCGAGGCACCACAACUGUCUUUUGUGGUAUAAAUGGGCCUUUAGAUGCCUGGUGACAAAAUGACUAGAGAACCAGGGAGUUUGUUCUCCUUCUAAUCAUUUCCAGGAGGCUGUACACUGAAGGGGCAAUGCUGCCCCUCCACAGCCUGAAGAUCUCUCUCCAGUCUCUCCACCAUCUCCACGCCGCCCCAGUUCAAAGUUCCUCCCAACUACAUAAGCCAGUCACAGCGAGAGCCUGGACCAGGAGGAAGCAAAAGGAUGUGGAGAAAAAUGAAGCAGCUGAACAGCAAGCAAAAGACCAAUCAGGAACCUUGUUACUGUAAGGAAACAAUGCAAAGCAGUGUAUCACCAUGUUGGCACAAAUCUUGUAUAUCUCUGUUUUCCAUCACACGGGUGGGACCUGACCGGACAUUCAGUCAUUUCCUUUCAGAGGCAGUGUCUCUUUCAGGGUCUUUCCUGACCCUUCACAUCAUUUGUCCCUGUGCUGCGCUAAAUGCCCUACUGUGAUUGUGACAGGACAAUGAUCUACAGUCAAAACACUGUAGUCAGACUUACUCCGAUAUUUUCACAUGUACCUGAACUAUAGUGUACCUCUAUCACCUUUAUGUGUCAUGAUUUAUGUGAUGUUAUAAAAAAAAAAAAAAUCACUGAG